Molecule: messenger RNA, 2662 nt
Organism: Metopolophium dirhodum (rose-grain aphid)
Lineage: Eukaryota; Metazoa; Arthropoda; Insecta; Hemiptera; Aphididae
Product: NCK-interacting protein with SH3 domain
Exons: 10
Coding region: 537-2261 (574 amino acids)
Biological process (GO): endocytosis
Molecular function (GO): protein binding; Arp2/3 complex binding
Source: RefSeq, a predicted model, not a curated record
UUCAUUGUGCGUCCCACCGGUCACCAGCAGCUUUGUAGUCUGUGCCAGUGCACCACGAUUAUAAAGAACUUUAUAAUCGUGCAGUGUACUAUAAUUGAACUAUGUAAUGAUAUUUUGUAUAUUAUAAUUUAUUGUUAUUAUAAUAUAGUUCAAUGGUCUGUCUGUACUCGCUUUACAACUUAAUAGUUAACACCCAUAAUAUCAUCUUCAUAUUGUUGUUUAUUAGUUAUUACAGUCACAAUUUUUCAAUAAUUAUCUAAUAUCUUAUCUGCGGUUUUAAUCAUUUUUAAAAAACUCAGUUCUCAUAAUCUGUCUGUUAUUCGGUAUUCCGGUUAUCUAAAUGCUGCUAGGUACUUAAUACAAUAUGAUUAUGAUAUUAUGUCCAUGUCAAAUGAACAAUGAUGUUUAGUGCGUGUAAAUGAUAUAUAUUUUUUAUUAUUGCUAUAAAAAAAAUUUUAUCCGGGCCCAACUAUCGUCAGCAUAACCCAUUAGAAUUUAAUGAUUUAUAAUAUUAUUACAUUUCGUCGAGGACAAAUAUGAACGAUACAUCAGAAAGCAAUUAUGAAAUGCUUCAAGCAUUGUAUGAUUAUAAAGAUACUUCAUCAGAGAGAACACUAGAUUUCAAAAUUAAUGAUGAGUUUUUCAUUUACCGAGAUGUUGCUGAUAAAAAGAGUUGGUGUUUAGUAAUCAACCAUACUGGUGAUUUAGGAUACGUACCAUAUAACUAUGUUAAAACCAUUUAUGUAAAGGAUACUCAUGUAUUAAAAUUCUUAGAGAAUUGUCUUUUAGCAGUUCAACAAAAACUUGAUGUGAAUGAUAAUUUUUCUGAUAAAUUUAAGCUAUAUGAAUCAUUAUUGAGACGACAAAAAAAAUUUAAACAGAAAUCUUCCUUUAAUACACUGGAUACGCCAAUACAGUGCAAAACCGUUGAUAAGGGUAAUCAAUCGGAAACAUAUGAACAAACAUUGAAUGAAACUGGAAAUAGUUUAAGUGUUUCAAAAAAACCAAAAGAGAUAACUAUUCCAGAUAUUUAUGAAGUAGUGCAGCAAGUAAGAAAUCAUACAGGAUUGUCAUACAACUUUUCUCAAAUAGCUGUGUCUGUUGUGAUUCAAUAUUUGUCUGAUCUAGUUGAUGAAUCAGCAAAGUCUAGUCUCAAUAGUGUACGCGAUAUUAUUGAUACUUUUCCUCCUACAAGUGCAACAUUACCAGUAGAAUGUUUGGAAAAUACUAAGGAUGGAAAAUGCAUGCAACAGUUAUUGGAAUACUUAACAGCUGCUAAAGAAGAUUCACAACAACGUUCAUGGCAAAUAUUUGAUGAUCAUGUUCAAAUUGAAGAAUGUUUAAUUGAGCUCACGAGCAUCUUGAAAAAUGCAGAUCCAAUGGUCAUUAAUCAUGUUUUAAAAAUUGACCAAUAUACAUCAAUCAAUAAUUUAUUAGAAUAUUAUCAAAUGGAAUUACGAUGGGUGAUUCAAAAACAUUUACUUAACAUAUUUUCAGAAUUAUGCAAACUUAAUUUUGUUGUUGUUGAUAUUAUAAUAAAUUCCAUACUACCAAUGGAAUUAGCAAGAGAUAUGCAAAACAACAAAGAAGAUUUAAACAAGCAAGUCAUUCUUGCUGAAUUUCUAACACUCAUUUUAUCGGUUGGAGAGACUUUACCAAUUUCAUGCUUUGAAUAUAUGAAUGUGGACUUUGUUACCAAAAUACUAAGUGAUAUAGAGGACAAUGAACUGAAAUCUUCGAAUGAUGAGAAAAAGACUGAAUGCAUGAUCAACUUGUUGUUGUCUUAUAAUCUUCAGUUUUCUAAAAUUGAAUCAAACAUAACUUUAAAAGGGCUGGCCCAAAGAGACAAUGCUAAAGUACUUACUGAAAAUUUGUUGAUUUUACUUAAUACUGAAAAAGAUCCAGUACAAGUUUUAAAACUUAAGAAAAAACCAAAAAACUCUGUAGAAAAAAUGUUAAAUGACAUUCUUGCUGACUCAAAAACUGCCAAACUGUUUUAUGUUAAUGAUAUUGAAGUUUUAGUUGAUAUUAUUAUACGUCAAUUAUUGAAUAUUCCAUCUGAUGAAAUGGCUCGUACUUCAUACUUGGAACUUUGUAAGAAUGUGAUUUUUAAUACAGAAUACUUAGAACGCAGACAUAAAUUAUCAGAUUUAAAUAAUUGCCUUCAAGAAAUUCUUGUUGAUGAUAGUUCGUGCACUAAAGACCAAGAUGUUUGUAUUAUUAAGGAAAUUUAUUUAAAAUAUCCAGAAUUGUUCAAAUAAAAUUGUCUGAAUAAUAUAUUAUAUUUGUUACUAAAAUAUAAUAGUUUGCUUAUUCACUAUGUUGAGUAUUAAUCAAAAUACUAAAUGUGCUUGCAACAAUGUUGUGUGAUUAUUCCUUUAUGUUACUUUUAUGUGCCAAAUAUUAUCUUAAACAUUUUAUUAAUAUUACAAUUUUGAUUUUUCUUCUUUAAGCUUGUAGCUGUAUUGUAUGUUAUAAAGUUUUUAUAUUUUUAAAUUUUAUUUCAUAUUUAACAAUGUUAUAGUAUUAAAUAUUUAUUAUUAAUUUUUAUUUGUUAAUUAAUAUAUUAUGUAUUCAUGUUCGUUUUAUAUAUUUUAAAACAAAAUACUUGAUCAUUGAUUAUAAUUACUUAUUAUACAUUUUAGUUUAUCAAUAAAACAAC